Molecule: messenger RNA, 999 nt
Organism: Mollisia scopiformis
Lineage: Eukaryota; Fungi; Ascomycota; Leotiomycetes; Helotiales; Mollisiaceae
Exons: 2
Coding region: 1-999 (332 amino acids)
Source: RefSeq, a predicted model, not a curated record
AUGCAAUCAUCCCAGAAUAAGCCACUACCCCGUGCAGUCGACGACCGCAGGCGAGGAAGCGCACACUAUUAUUCGGAGUACGAACAAAUCGACCAACCUACAGCUCAACGCUCACCGACACGAGAGGUUCCCAUUUCUCAACCAACACAACGUCAACAACGCAUGAUGCAAAUAGAGCCGGCGAGACAGCCAGUCGCAAAUAAUGCCUCGCUCCGGCGAGGGGCUCCCAAUGGCAUGCCAGCAGGACCAUCUCCACCCUACCCAGGCCCAGGUCCGCACGAGGAGCUUCUGAGUAAGACGAAUGAGGCAAUUAAGCAGCGCCAACUAGAGCAACAACAACAACCCAGACGUCGUGGGUACAGACGAACCGACGAGUCAGGUGACGAUGCCGAUGUAGCUGCUACCAAUCUACCGUUUGAUAGCAGAGACGCUCCUCCACCAUCUCAAUCUGCACCACAUUCGAAUCAAUCACCUCCCAAUACCAGAACUAGAGUCAACCCUGCCCCUCCCCAAUCCGGUCCAGAGCCCCAGCGAGGAUCGCCGCGCAAGGGAGAAAGUGCUCAAACCGCGGCGGGUAACUCUAUCCCCCGCCUCAACAGCCCCACCAUCAUGUCCAGCGUUCUUCAACCCUUAGAUGGCAAGAUCAACGAAUACGGCAGCCAGAUGAACGACGCACACGCUGAAAUGGCUCGACUGGACGCUGAGAUGGCCGCACUGCAAGAGAGGCGGCGAGAGGCUGAGAAGCGGUACAUGGCUGCCAAGACGAAACACGAUGACUAUCGUCGACAGUACCAGAGUGUUGAGAGAGCGAUGAGAGGAGAGCCAGAUAUGGCGUUUUCGAGAUUGAGUAUGGAGAGUGAGAGGCCGUCGACGCAGCAAACUGCGCAGCAGCCACCGACUCCUGGGGGGAUGCACUCUCGUACUGAGUCUUGGAACUCGUUUAAUGAGCCUAAGAGAGAGUCUGGAAGUCGGUUUCGGAUUAGUAAAUUGUUUGGAUGA